This is a messenger RNA of Phasianus colchicus (ring-necked pheasant), 10550 nucleotides long. The record is from RefSeq and is a predicted model, not a curated record. Lineage: Eukaryota; Metazoa; Chordata; Aves; Galliformes; Phasianidae.
CUGGCUCCAGCCCCCCUGCUGUAGGUACUUAUAGACACCUCCCACCAGACCAGGUUGCCAAAAGCCCCAUCCAGCAUGGAAAUCUGAGUGAUAUUUAAGGGUAACACAUCCAAAAGGACAGCUUUGGCAUGUUGGUCCUAGUGCCUACACAGCUGCCAAAACAGACCAAGCCCAAGAGGCACGCUGGGACUUCUGUCAGUUGUGAGGACGGUUGCUGCAGGUUGUGCCCUGGCCCAGCAGGCAGCGUAGGGCUGUGCACAACCACCAUGGGCACGGGUCUGGCACUGCUUGGCUAUCAGACACCAUUGGGUUCUUCUAAAAAGGUGUUAAGAUGGUUUGCUCUGAACCUAUGCUGGAUGAAACCAUGACUGUAUCCAGAAUCUGGGCUACGAGUUUAUGACCAGCUGUUUCCCAUCUUGCUUAAGCUGCAGAAUCAAGUUGGUGUUUUGUUUUGUUUUGUUGAUUUUAGCUUGUUGGAGCUGCUUUUAUCAUUGCUGAAAUUUGUUGGGUUAACCUCCACACACGCAAAAUCAUUACCUUCUGUGAUUUGCCAGAGAGGUGAAUAAGAUGGAAGUACCCCCAUAUGUCUGUGCAUAACCACAGGCCCUUGCACUGUCAGGAUCAUACAAAAAAAACCCAGAACUUUAAGAAAUUGCGUGUUUUCUGGAAAUUUUGGAGAACGUUCUGUCCAAAAGCAUUCUGGUUGUGAGAUUUCAGUCUUACUGCAUCUUUGUCUCCAUGUGCCUUUCCUGGAAAUGGUCAUGUGAGAACACAUCUCAUUUUCUGCAGGAGAAUUUGUUGUGAACAACUGCCUUUGCCACUGUUCCACACCAGGGAGAACUGUCUGUAUGUUAUUGUUUGAGGAUUAUUUGGCUCUAUGUGUUCGGGUCUGGAAGUACAGUGCCUGAAUGAGCCAGUUGUGUUAGCAACAUAUUUAUAGGUUAGAUGCAUGAUCAGCAUUUUCUAGUGCAGCAGACAUUUACCUUUCCUGUACUAACUGCAGAUAAACACAGGUACUCAUCCAAGACUGCAGAAAUGCUAUUUGCAUACUCAUUUUUAUCCUCCCCUGCUAAUGGCAAUGGAAUUGUGGUUUUGUGCUGUUGGGGCUAACGGGCAUUCCUGCCUUUGGCCGUGUUUUGAGAAUUUUAAGAGGCUAUUAGACAAAUUGAUAGAAUUAAUUAAAUGCAUGCUCUUCUUGUUACAGAAACCCUGGAGAUUUUUAAAUAAUCUUCUCUGGAGUUGUAUCUUUAGCCUUCGAGGCUUCGCAAAUUGCUGGAACAGAACAAAGUUGGCUGGCUAUUUUCUCCAGAAUCUGACAAAAAUCCUAGAGAACACGAUGUUCCAGUAAUCAUCUCUUCUUUUCAAGUGUCUGUUCAUGUUUUUAAUCUCUCUUCCCUUUCCCUUUGUCAGAAGACAGCAUAUCCUAGUUAAGAAAAAACACAAAACCAAAAAAUAAAGAGAAAACCUACAGCAGCAUUGUUCCUCCCCGUAUCUUUCAUUUCACUUCGUUUCUGUGCUGAAUCACGGUGUUCUGAUACAGCCUUCUUUGUGGUGUAAUUGUUUUCUGAAAUCCAUUUUCUUUGGGCUCCUCUUGGCUUCUGUCUGAAGCUGUUGCUGCUAUAAUGAAUGUAGUCAUAAAUCUGUCAGAGGUAACAAGCUAAAUGCAGAGCUCGGUGCAGCAGGGAAGGGUAUCUGCAGCUCGGGAAGCACAUCGAGGUGCUGCAGUUAUGGAGCAGGCAGAAAAGGUUCCCUGCUGACAGACGAACAGAAGAGGGCACCUAAUUUUUGGUUCUCUCAUAAAUCCACUGCCACUCCCUUGUUCUGGUUUCUGCAGGGAUGCUGUGUGACAAUAUAGGCAUGGGUGGAAAAUGGAAGUAUGUGGCUGAGGUCCGGGGUUAGGUGUCUGGCAGGAAAGCACCAUGUGGCACUGCCAGCUGUGCUGAGGAACACCGACCUGCUCCCCCUGGUGUGGUGCCCAAGGCAACGGUCCCAAAACAGCUGGGGAACUGUGUGUGUGCCUCGGGCCUGAGCAAGCCCGGGACUCCCAGUGCUGGGCAGCUUGGCAGGACUGAGGGCAUCGUGAUGUUCUCUUUUGAAUCAGUGUCAAUAAGACUGGCAAAGACCACUAAGAUCAUCUCAUCCAGCCAAGAGCCCGCACCCCCCAUGCCCACUAUCCAUGUCCCUCAGUGCCACAUCUGCCCCACCAUUUUCUUGAACUCCUCCAGGGACGGUGACUCCACCACCUCUCUGGGCAGCCUGUGCCAAUACCUCAGCACUCUUUCUGAGAAGGAAUUUCUCCUAAUGUCCAACUGAAGUCUACCCUGGAGCAACUUAGAACCAUUACCACUCGUCCUAUCACCGGUUAAGUAAGAGCAGAGGCCGACCCCCACCUCCCCACAACCUCCAUUCAGGGAGCUGUGCUUUAAGGUCUCCCCCGAGCCUCCUCUGCUGCAGACUGACCCAUCCCAGCUCCCAGGCCGCUCCCCAUCACACUCGUGCUCCAGAGCCCUCACAGCUCCGCUGCCCAUCGCUGGACACUCUCCAGGGCCUCCACGUCUGUACUGCAGUGAGGGCCCAACACAGCAUUCGAUGUUAAGUAAGAGAAAAGGGAAGCAAGGAGACGGAGAAAAGCAACGGGGAGACAAAGAUGACGGACAAGGAACAAGGAGGUGGAGAGAAACCAUUGUUGAGAAAGGUGCAGUUCCCUGAAAGCUGCAGCAUUCCCCGGUGUGAUGGGUGAGGGCUGGGCAGUGCGGGAGCACCGCGUCUCUGUCAAGCACUUGCUGCGUGCAGAGCAGCCAGAAACAUUCAGAGGCAUUCGCUGGUUUUUCAAAUGUCAUUUACAUUAGCAUCCUAUAAUUGAAUCAGUAACACUUUACUGAAAAGGUUAAAUUCUGCCUUUUAAAAAUUAAAUCAGCUGUUUAGCUGUCAGCCACAGCCGUGCCCUCCCGUUGCCUCUGGAAGAAUUGGCAUAUUGACAUAUAAAUCGUCUUGCUGGAGAAUGCAUUAUCUCUCUUAUUUAUGACUACGUUGUGCCACAAAAUGCUACUGCUUGUAAUUGAGGGCUCUCUGCUGAAUUCGUUGCAUGUAAAAUCUGUGGAAAUAAUUAAUUCCAUAAUUAAAAUACUUCUUAUGGUAUAGAUUUGAAGAAUCCCUAGCUGCUGUACAUCACUCAAAUGCUGAGUUCUGUGAAAGUUUGAAUGAAAGCAUAACCAACUUUUUUGCAUAGAGAAUAUUUUUAAUUGAUACAGUUGGAAAAAGCAUUCCAGUUAGCUGGGGUCAAGGCUGGUUUUAGGUGACUGAUGGAAGCUCCCAAUCACAAAGAAAUCAGCAGCAUCACACUCACCAAGCAAUUCCUAUCUUGCCAUCAGUGGUGUAGCAAAACCUUUAACAUUAAAGCUGUACUGAAGCAUUCAUAUGAGCUGUUGACUUCAGGGCAUAAUUCUUACUAAUCCUAUAUUCCUUUAAGAGAUAUCCUUAAGGUAACAUGAUGUUUUACAGCUACCUGAUAAAUAAUCAUUUUCUUUACUCAAAGUGUUGCAGUUGUAGAUAGCACCUGAGGUCAAACAGCUCUGCAAAACAAAGAGUUAAAAAACAUUCUCUCUCCCAUUCCCUGUUCAGUAAAAAAUUGUGCCAUAGCAUUGCAGGAAAGAUAAAGCAGCACUUCAGCUUUUGGGUGCGUGUCUGAGCAGUCCACUGUCUCGUUAAGGCUGUUGUACUCCAUUGCCCUUUCUGUAAUCCAGGCAACAACCUUAAAUAUGGUGAUAUUUGAAAAGUCUAAAAUAUAGCUUGCCCGUAAAAUGCUCCGUGUGUUGUUUGGGACACUCUGCAAGGAAAGAACAAAUCUCUUCCCUCUUUGUAGGAUGGAUGCAACGAUGGAUGUGCAUUUCUUGGUGGCAAUACUGAGCAUCACCUGCCAUAGGCAGCACGGGAAAGGAUGCUGGCAGUACUACAGGUGUCCUCUCUUCACCUGUCUGGAGAGUUCAGGAGUCCUUCUCACCAAGUGCUGCAGGAGAGGAUUUUCAGGAGGCAAUAAAUAAAUUUUGAUCUGGCUAAUACAGUUAAGGUCAAAGAGAUUCUAUCUGGAGCUAUUUAAAAUACUCUUAGCAUGCAGACACACUGCUGUCAGUAGUGCUAAGUGCCUUACCUUGCUGAGGAGUGUAUACAACCCUUAUGAAACUAUUCUUAAGUAUUCUGGUUACUAUAUUUAGCACUGGCUCAUAACAAGACAAAAAGCACUUAGCUAAAUGUAGUCCUGAAGUGCUUAAUCCGGCUAAGAAUAUUUUGUCCUUAGGUGUCUCGGGCUGAGACUUUUUAUAGCUCCCCAUCCUGCUGCAUCAUGCAAAAAACUUCUCCAUGCAUUUGAGCCUGCGACUUCUUUUAUGGCCAUUUAUUUUGUCUAAGCUUGGUCUGGGACCGACCGGGGACAUCGCUCACCCAGGAGAGAUGCAGGGCAGGCUCAUCACCCCUCACCUUCGUUGGCCACGCUCAGUGGGAUGCAGUAGCUCUGCUGGAGACCAGGGAACUGGAGCCCUGCUCCUCAUUUAGGCUUGGUGACACUAGCUGGAUCCUGUCUGGUUCCUGGCAGCUUCCAGUUGUCAGACGGCCAAUGGGUAAGACAGUGGAGAGGUUUUUGUGCAAAGCUUUGUGCUUGAAACCCAGAAUGAAUCCUUUUGUUUGACUCAAUUUUUGCAGUGAGGGUGGUGAGACACUGGAACAGGUUGCACAGAAGAGAGACUGUGGAUGCCCCCUCCCUGGAAGCAUUUGAGGCCAGUCUGGAUGGUGCUGUGAGCAACCUGGUCUAGAGGGUCCCUGUCUAUAGUAUCGGGGUGGAACUAGAUGAUCUUAAACGUCCCUUCCAACCCAAACCAUUCUAUGAUUCUGUGCUUUGGCCUGUGUAUGAAAAAUGUUUUCUGAAAAAUUGUAAUAAACCCGUUAGUGUAGAUCCAAGUAUUUUUUUUAAAACACAACUCAUUGUUUUAAAACAAUGCUCUAUAUGUUAGAACUUAGUAAGAAUUAGAAAAUCUUCAAUGUGGGUCAUCCUUCUGGAGAAGAAACAAUGAUAUAAUCUUGAAAAAAUAGCACUGACCAUGAGAAGCAGCAGCCAAGAUAAGAAUUUCAAUUGUAAUGUAGGUCAAUAGGAUAGCAAAUAAGAUCACAUGUUCCUUUUGGACUGGGAUAGGAGCUUGUAAUUUGACCGGCAUAGGGCUGCCAUGAGACAAGGCAGAGUAGGGCUGCUGUACCUGAGCUCAUUACGUGGGUGUUGUUCUCAGCUGCUCACCAAGGAUACCAGUCGUUGUGUAAGGUUUUCCCUGGAAGUUUGUGUUCCGAACUGAAAACGACGACUUGGUGUCGGCUGCACGGUUUCCUGUAUCUCUUAUGGCUGAAACACUUGAAAUGUUUAUGCAUUACUCUCAUACUAAUGCUAUGUCAGGAGCUUCAUUUUCCCUUCUAGGUAACGUCUGCACUGUGCUGGAUAAGACCCUGGCACACAGUUUUCUUGAGCCAAGCAGACAGACUGACAUCAUUCCACUAAGCUGCAGUGAGCAGGAGUUUGGCCCAUUGUUCCAAGCUCCCCUACAAAGCCCUGUCCCCAUACCACAAGACAGGCUCCUGGUGGUAGCAGUGGGUCACACACAGUGAGUUCUACCUCUGCCCUCUCCAGUGCCUGUCAUGUGCAUUGCACAGUGGUUCUUCAGGGUCUUCCUGGGCUCCUUUCCCUUUGAGGUGCUCUCUUGUCUUUGAGAAGGAAGGAAGCUAUUGCUUCUCCUUUGGGUUAUCAGAAAUGUAGGUGUGUUUGCUUGGUCACUGUGGCUACAAGUACUGGUGGUGUCAGCAUUUUGCAGUGCCUUGAGCAGUCUAAAGGUAACAGAAGUGGUGAUUAAGCUGUGACUCAAAGCAGGGCUUCAGGGGCAUAAAAAGUUCCAAAUUUAACAUUUGGAAGCACAGCGUUUGGCUCUGGUUGCUGAUGCUGCUGUCAGGUAUGGCACCUCAGUUCCUCCAGCAGCAGCUGGGCCCUGUGACGUUUCGGACAGCAGAGAUGCUGACAGCAGAUGCAGACAAACCAGCAGCUCCAGGUCUGGUCCCAGCACCAGGUCCCAGAGUGCUCACAGUCGCACCUGUGCACGAUUCUCAUCUGCGCUGUCAUACUUCUUCAGCCUGCAGUCAUUGCUGCUCUUUAGGCUAUGUCUUGUUUGCAACUCUGUUUUAACUGGAUUUGCUUUUCCUUCCAGGAUUAAUUUUUCUCUGUCUCUAUUUACAUGGUGAUAAGAAGUGCUAAUCCCACUCCGUCAGUCUGGACUGAUGAAUCUGAGGAGUAGAGCAGAGCCCUGCGUUGUGUAAACGAACUGAUGGAUGAAGAUGAGAAGGACAGGGCAAAGAGGGCAUCACGCAACAAAUCUGAAAAGAAGAGGAGAGACCAGUUCAAUGUCCUCAUUAAAGAGCUCUGCACAAUGCUGCAGGGACACGGCCACCCUCUCAAGAUGGACAAAUCCACCAUACUGCAGAGGACCAUCGACUUCUUACAGAAACAGAAAGAAAUCACAGCACAGACAGAAGCCUGUGAGAUUAGACAAGACUGGAAGCCUUCAUUUCUUAGCAACGAGGAGUUCACCCAGUUGAUGUUAGAGGCAUUAGAUGGCUUCCUCAUCGCUCUGACCACCGAUGGGAUUAUUAUUUAUGUAUCUGAUAGUGUCUCAUCUCUGCUCGGGCACUUACCGUCAGAUUUGGUGGACCAAAAUAUAUUAAACUUUCUGCCUGAGCGGGAGCAGAGCGAGGUGUACAAGCUCCUUUCUCCACACGUGCUCAUGACAGAGCCCGUUGCAGCUGAUUUUCUAAACGUGGAAAAGCAAAUAGAGUUUUGCUGCCAUUUAGCAAGAGGCAGCUUAGAUCCAAAUGAACCUCUGACAUAUGAAUAUGUGAAAUUUGUAGUGGAUUUUAAAUAUUUUACUCAUGUGCCUACACCCUCCUGUAAUGGCUUUGAGUCAGCUAUUGCACGAGCUUUCAGGUCAGCCACAGAGGAGCAGAUUUGCCUCGUAGCCACAGUUCGUCUCGUCACACCACAGUUCUUAAAGGAGCUCUGCAAUGUUGAAGAGCCAUGUGAAGAAUUUACAUCAAGGCAUAGUUUGGAGUGGAAGUUUUUAUUCUUGGACCACAGGGCUCCUCCUAUUAUAGGAUACUUACCCUUUGAGGUGCUGGGAACGUCAGGGUAUGACUACUACCACGCAGAUGACCUGGAGCUUCUCGCUAGGUGCCAUGAACACUUGAUGCAAUUUGGAAAAGGCAAGUCAUGUUACUACCGAUUCCUGACCAAGGGCCAGCAGUGGAUCUGGCUGCAGACACACUACUACAUCACCUACCACCAAUGGAAUUCCAAGCCUGAGUUCAUCGUGUGCACUCACCUGGUAGUUAGUUAUGCAGAAGUCCGAGCUGAAAAAAGGCGAGAUCUUGGCCUUGAAGAGUCAUCAAUUGAACUGGCAUCCUCUUCUAUAAAGAGCCACGGCAGCUACCUAGAGGUGGGCCACUGUGGCAGCAGCCAAGAUGCCAGCCGGGAGGGAAUGUCGCUGUCGUCGCACAGCUCCCGCCGCUCCUCUCACACCGCGCUCUCCGACUCUGCCUCCACCUCGUCCAUGCGGCACACCGACACCAGCACUUCCACCAGGCCGGCGGUGCCAGAGAAGGCAGCCCUGCGGCUGGCGGUGGCUGGAAGCGCUCAGGCCAUAGCAACGCCUCCAGCCACGGGCGAACACCUCCCUCAGCAGCCGGCGGUCCCCUCCCAGCAGGCCGUGAUGCCCGUGUACCACUUCCCAGCCCCGCUGGGCAUGAUGCACCAGCUGAAGGAGCAGCUGGAGGAGAGGACACGCAUUCUGCAAGCGGACAUCAAAACGCAGCAGGAGGAGCUGCACGUCAUCAAGGAGCAGCUCCAGCUGGUGCAGGACUCCAACCUGCAGAUGCUGAUGCAGCAGCCGAUCCCACUGGUCCUCAACAACGCACAGCGUCAGAGCCCACGGAGAGCCCCGCCGCCAUCCCGGCAGCCCAGCACCAAGAAGGCCCCACAGCCGGGCCCCAUGGCCAAGCACUACGGGGGUCCCCCUGUGUCCACCCCGCGCCUGUUCCUCAGGGAGCCCUGCAGCACUCCCUCCCAGGUACCACAGCAGCAGCAGCACCUAAUGCGAGGAAACCAGGCCCAGCCAACAUGUCUGCCAGGGCAGACGAGCAUUUCAGUGCCCCUCUACAACAACCCCACAAUGUUUUCACAAGCACAUCCCAUUACAGUGGCUGCACAGCUGCCAACUGAUGUUGGUGAAAGGCAGAUGCAGUCUGACUACAGCCAGGACAGGAGCCUCAGGAUGCUGCUGGACCAGUCCAUCCAGGCCAUGGUGCCCGCCGCCAAUGGCAGCGCCCAGCCCACGCCGAGCAGCGCCAGCAGGCAGCCAGGGAAAUUCGUGGCAGAGCAGCAGCCCUUGCCUCCCGCCACGCAGAUGCAGCCCAUCAGCGGCAGCACGGUGCGGCCCCCCGCCCCCUCGCCUGUGUUCUCCCCAUCCGUGAUGCUCCCCCAUGGCAGCUUCGUGGCCCACCCUGGCAGCACCCCGCUGCACCUCCACCCCUGGCCACAGCAGCAGGUUCAGCAGCACCGUCUCUACCUUCAGAUGCAAGGAGCUGAGGCCGUGCCGGGAGGCCCCAGCCCACGUGUGUUCCAGCCACCCCACCUCCCGCAGCAGAGCCCCCUCAGCUACUUCCUGCACCCGCAGCCGCAGGGCCGCCACGCACAGGGCCAGCCCUGCAACCUGCCUGACCUGUCUGAGAUGCAGCUGCCCUGACCGACUGCCGCUCACACCGGCGAGACCCCACCUCACAGAGUGGGAUUGCCGUGGGGCCCAGCUGGGGUCUCCCGUUGGCAUCACCGCUCAAAAGAGCCCGUGGGCUGCGAGUCUCAGCCAGGCCUGUCCCAGAGGGAGCGCACCGUGGAGCUGAGGAAGAGGAGGAUGCUCACCUGGGGCUCCCGCCCACCGGAGCUGCAGACUUGGUCAGAAAGGUGUGCUUGGGGCCGGGGCCGGGAUGCUGCUGCCGGUCGCCGAGCCGUGCCAGUGCUGGCUGCAGAUCUUUGACCGGGAGGGGACAGCCGCCCGGCUGCGUGCAGGUUGGCUGAGGUCCCCGUGGGGAUGGCGGCACUGCAGACGAGCCCUGUCCCAUCAGGGCCGCGGUGCUGGAAGUCACUGUGAUGCUGAUCCCAGCGCCUGCAGCACUGCAGGGCUCCCGUGUGUACAUAGCUCGUCUCGCUCUCGUAGGUCCGUCGUGGAGUUUUUCCUUAUUUCUAUACCUCAACCCCACCAUUUUGUUUUCCAGGAGAUUGGAUAAUGCUGCUAACUUAUGUAACACCACUUUUGCCUGAAUUUCUUACUGUUGUUAAACCAGCUCACAUCACAACCAGUAAGAUAUUCCUCAUCUUUUAUUUUGGUUAACAAGUGCAGAGAAAUUUAUAUGGUUUUUACUCCCUGUAGCCAAAUAUUUUUCAGGUUACCUACAAAGAACCUUUACUCUUUCUCCUCUGUCAUUCUGUUCUGAUCCAGGUGGAUGUUGUUGUAUAUGUUUCUUAACAUGAAAACAAACCAACACAGUAGAACACCAUAUGACAGCAAACUUUGUGGUUUUGCUCGGUCAGAUUUCAGACUGACAAACCCAUCACAGUGACACAGGCGAUGUUACAAGCCCAUAGGGUCAGCAAUAAAUUGUAUUUUUGUAAAUUGCCACUUUUUAAGUAUAUGUUUAUAUUUAUGAAUUGAAAACUAGUCUGCUCCUCAGUGGGUGUAUAGCUGUGUCCCUCCUGUUUGUGUCAUUCCAAAGGGAAAAGGAACACCUACAUUUCUGAGGCGCUGGGGGCUGAGCACUAACCGUGGGCACUGCUGGAGCCCAAACACAGAUGAAGGUGUAGGCCGUUGCUUUCAGCUUUGCAGGAAGGUGGGGAGGAAAACGUGCACACGCAGAGGCACACACACCAAGGAUACACUAUUGUACGCAGUUUAUGUCUCAGUGUUGCUGCUGGGAGAAGGCUGCAGCACGGUGGCUGUCCUGCACGUCCCCCCCAGCAUGCCAGCCCUGUGUGGCUGCACUCCUGUGAGCAGUGCUUGGCACGGAGGGAAUUCACUGCCUUGCAAGGAGAGGGGCUGGGGGUGGGGGGUGUGCAGGAUGGGGCCGUGCCCUUCCACAGCCCUCCUGAUGGCACUGGGCUGCAUGGUGAUGGGGAGGGCUGUGGGGGGGCACGGCUGUCCAUCGCUCACAGCAGGGAGCAGGGGAGGUUUGCAAGGAUGUUUACGGGUGAGAUUGGCCUUGCUGAAACAAGCAACCUAAAACAUGCACUUUAUCACACCCCCCCUUUCUUUCCAGCACCCACCCCAGCCGUUGGCACAGCCGCUCGUGGGCCUGAUGCCACCUGGGCAGAGCUGUGUGUGCCGUGGGCCAAAAUCCCAGAGCCUCUGCUCAGCCUGCAUCCAACCGGGCAUGGCAGGCUCAGGGCCAUGGGAUUUUUGCCUUAGUUAUCAGUCACACUCAAA